UCCAUUGCGAUAGUGAGUGCACGCAAGAUUCGACUCCCAAUAACAUCGAAUCCACGCUGCGCUCUCUACUCAACUGGGGAACCGCGCCUCCGCCCGCUCUCGUCCCCGUCGGACGUCCGCCAUGGCAGCCUCGUCCGCCGGAAAUCCGCCGACCUCCUCCCUUUCCUCAUCCGCAGCAUUAUCUCGCGAGAAAUUGAAUUUCUCGGCGGAUUAUCCCGCGCGAAUCGCACUCUCCCCCGAUCAGCUGAAACACUGUACAGAAGCGCUCUCGUUCUUCAAGGAGAAGCUCCACACUCCUCAGAGGAUAGCUCAAGAGUUUGCUCGCUUGCAGGCAAAUAGGAUAACGCCAAGUGAGAUGAGGAGAAGAUGCACUGUGGCUCUGGAUGCUGUUAAUUUGAACAAAAAUCGAUAUACUGAUGUGUUGCCAUUUGACAAUAACAGGGUUGUUCUCAAGUCUAGCACGGAUUAUAGGCCUGAAGCACAGGGAUAUAUCAAUGCAAGCUGCAUAUCUGCCUCUUUGCCCGGAAAUGUGUCGCAAUUUAUAGCCACACAAGGGCCGUUGCCUCACACAUAUGAGGAUUUCUGGGAAAUGGUAAUCCAAUAUCAUUGCCCUGCAAUUGUGAUGCUUACUAAGUUGGUCGACAAUUACAAGACGAUAAAGUGUGGAGAUUACUUUCAAGCUGAGGAUGGACCUAGAGAAUGUGGUAAUAUCUCUAUUAUCAGUAAAUGGAUAAAAUCUACUGAAACUUCACUGGUGUUGCGCCAUUUGGAAGUAAACCAUAAAGAGGCCGAAGAUACACCGUUAUCUGUUUUGCACAUUCAGUAUCCUGAAUGGCCAGACCAUGGAGUUCCAAGAGAUACAUCUGCCGUUCGUGAGAUUUUUAGAAGAUUGCACCAUUUACCGGCAAACCUUGGCCCAAUAGUGGUGCACUGCAGUGCAGGCAUUGGUAGAACUGGAACAUACUGCACAAUUCACAACACAAUUCAGAGAAUACUUGCUGGUGAUAUGUCCGCUUUAGAUAUCUCAAGUACAAUAGCUAUGUUCAGGUCCCAACGAAUUGGAAUGGUUCAGACCCAGGAUCAGUUUGUUUUCUGCUAUGAAGCUAUCAUAGAUGAACUAGAAGACCUUGUUUCUCUACAGCAGUGAGAGUUGAAGAGUGCUGAAUCAAGGGAUAUGCUAAACUCUUGUAUCAUUUUGAAGCCAGGUUCCAAUUCUUCCGUUUUCUAUUUGAGUCCAGCGAUGCAUGGUUCCCGGGCAGCUGAUGAAUAUAAACUAUUGGCAUUCUAAUUUAUGACUUUCCAAUGAACUCAUGUCAUUCUCAAGAUUUCAUGUAUAAUAGCAGGCAGGGAAAAUCUAACUAACAUUGGCAUCCUUUUUGCUACAUGAUUUAUUUAUGGGGAACACAAGGACAUAAUGUCUAAAAUAGUUUGAAUUCCACCUUCCUGUACUAUUUCAACUGCUUAUAGCAUGCUCUGCUAUAUUAGCUUGACCUCUUUUUUUGGUGAAAUUCUCUAUGUUAGUUUAUAUAUCAGAACUGGCUAUC
Arachis stenosperma is the source of this 1544-nucleotide messenger RNA. RefSeq names its product protein-tyrosine-phosphatase PTP1. Bases 122 to 1147 code for a protein of 341 amino acids. Gene Ontology annotation, molecular function: protein tyrosine phosphatase activity. Lineage: Eukaryota; Viridiplantae; Streptophyta; Magnoliopsida; Fabales; Fabaceae. The transcript has 9 exons. Gene Ontology annotation, biological process: protein dephosphorylation. The record is from RefSeq and is a predicted model, not a curated record.